This is a messenger RNA of Mytilus californianus (California mussel), 10128 nucleotides long. RefSeq lists its product as uncharacterized. Gene Ontology annotation, molecular function: ATP binding; protein serine/threonine kinase activity. The coding region runs from base 501 to 4346 and encodes 1281 amino acids. Gene Ontology annotation, biological process: protein phosphorylation; intracellular signal transduction. The transcript has 16 exons. Gene Ontology annotation, cellular component: cytoplasm. NCBI's taxonomy places the organism in Eukaryota, Metazoa, Mollusca, Bivalvia, Mytilida, Mytilidae. The record is from RefSeq and is a predicted model, not a curated record.
GGUUGACGCAGGAAGCUUUAGGGUGUUACAAAGUACUGACUACUUGUGUUCUUUAUCGUAAAUACAAAAUUAACAAGAGUAUUCUGAAAUUCUUGAGGAUAUUGGAAUCUUGUGCUAUUGAUCGAUCCAAGAACAUACUGCGAUCAAUAAUUAAUCCGUUUAUAAGAAUAAACAAGUGAACAACACGUGAAGAUAUCAACAGAUCGUCAACUGUUUUGACCAUCGGAAUAAUUGUAGAAUGAGGUUCCAAGUAUAUAUUUGUUUAAUCGUGUCGAUGGAUUUUUUCUUUGAUAUAUAAAUACAAAGUGAAAUCUGUCUUUUAUUAUUUUGUGUAUUCGUCAAAACAGGUUCCGGUGCAUCCGAACGGUCGUGAAUCCGUCAACAAACAACUCCUUGAACAAAAUGCCAUUACAUGUGCUACAUGGCAUUUUAUUCUGACUAUUUUAAAGGAGAUGGAGAUAUACUUGAAGAAAUGGAAUUUAAAUAUUUAUUAAUGAGAAAUGGGAAAGAAAAUUCAAUGCAUCGGCCGCUAUGUCAUGGACGGGAAAACACUUGGGAAAGGCACUUUUGGCAAGGUGGAACUAGCCACGCAUGGCGUGACAGGUUGUAAGGUGGCUAUCAAAAUAAUAGAUACAAGGAAAAUCAAAGAGGAAUAUGUACAGCUAAAUCUACAUCGGGAAGCUAGAAUACUGGGGCAGCUUCGUCACCCAAACAUAAUAAGGUUAUAUGAAACUCUAAAGGCUACUUCUUUGUAUUGUUUAGUGUUAGAAUGUGCAGCAGGAGGAGACCUCUUGGCUUAUAUCAAAACUCAUAAAGAAAACUGUUUACCAGAAGACAAAGUCAGAGUAUACAUGAGACAAUUGAUUUCAGCAGUUCAUUAUUUACAUGAAAGGGGUGUGGCACACAGGGACCUGAAGAUGGAAAACAUCAUGUUAGAUGAGAAGAAAAGAAACAUUAAACUUGUUGACUUUGGCCUGAGUAACACCUUUACAAGAGAUGAACUGAUGAAGACACAUUGUGGAUCAUUAGAAUAUGCAGCUCCAGAACUCUUUGAGAUGAGUGAGAAAUAUGGACCUGAAAUUGAUAUCUGGGCUCUUGGUGUGAUCAUGUAUGCAAUGUUGGUUGGUAAACUGCCUUUCACCACAGCCUAUACAGACCAAUACAGACGCCAGAAGUUAUUUCAACAAAUAGAGCGGGGCCUGAUAGAAGUCCAUGAAAGAGAAAUGGUUCACCUGACAAAAGAUUGUAAAAAUUUGCUCAAAAAGUUGUUAGAACCCUCUUGUGAUCUUCGUCUUCCAUUACUGGAUGUAGAAAUUCAUCCAUGGGUGACACAGGGAGUUAAGUCGUCUUUCCAUACGUUCCACAAAUACCCUAAAGAUAAAAACAUGAAAUCACAGGUGAUAGAAGAGUUAUCUUCCUUGCUACAGAUGAAAAAGGAAGAGGUGGAGACAACAGUUCAUGAGAGUAAAUGUGAUCAAAUAUCAGCCAUGUUUAAUAUGAUGAUGGACUGUAAGAGAGAAGAAAAAGGUAUUUUUGAUAUUGAUUAUACUGUGUACCAAAUGCCACCACCAGAGAAAAAAACCAAACGGAAGAAAAAACAUCAUUCACAUUCAAAAGUAGAAAGAGAAGUACAAAAAGAAGUAGAAGUACAUGGAGACGAAGGACAUGAUGAUGAACAUAAGAAAACUGAGAGUGAACAACACAGAGUCAGCACUGCGUUUGAUUUUAUGGCUAUUUGUAGUGCACCAACAUGGCUUGGGCAGGAAAGACGUAGAUCCAGGCGACGAAAAUCAUAUUUUCCUCAGCCUUCGCCACUAGCUAUGAAUAACCCAGAUGCUUCAUCAGAAGACGUGACAGGAAAUGCUGUAGGAGGAGAUAACCCCAAUCUGCUGUCCAUUCAUCCUGGUUGUGUUACACCAGGGAGUGCCCAACCCUUCAACAGAAGGUCAUUGAGGUCGUCUCGUAGGCGUAAAAGGCCAAGUUCCUGUGGUCCUUCAAACAGAAGAUCAUUACGUGAUAAACUGCCCCAUCACAAAGGGUCUAGUAACUCUCAGCCAAGCAGUCCAACGACUUUGAUCAGUCCCAUCAUCACUGUAGAUCCACCAAAUCACAGCGGAGUAGCUCGUCCAGAUAAACUUGAUGUGCCUGACUGUUAUGGGUCAGUGACAUUACAAGUACCAGAACGAACUGUGUCCUUUUCUCACAUGAAUGAUUCAACGUCAAAUUUAGACAGUCAGUAUUCUGAUAGCUCAAAUCCUGGGUCAGCCGUUAGUUUCUAUUCACCAAAUUCCAACGAUACAUCCGCCUCACACUCAGCUCAUGGUUUAACGCCAGACUGGGCAAGGGAUGGGGCCUAUGAAACUGAUAGUCUUGAUUCAAAAAUAUUACCUGAAAUUUCAAUACCUCUUAAGAGGCCUUUAAGAAGACUAGUGAAUCAAGAUUCAGUUGAAGCAAGGAUUGCCUCAGCUGAUAUCAAAAGUAUUGUAAGACCCAAACAAUUGUCAGCAAUGCAAAACCAAUCACAGCAAAAGCAGAAAAACCAUACUCUUCUACCUUGUCAGGAAACAAUACAAAAAGAUGACAGUUCAGGGAUACAACUUCAUGCAAGACCACAUGUAAAUGACAGUUUAAACUUGCCUGGCAUUGAUAAUGCAGAUAAAAUAGCGGUCAAAAUUGAAACAAGUCAAAAUGGAAAUGAUCAUUUUCGAUUGCCACACAAAGAUAGCGUGGAUAGUGACGAGAAUUCGGGUAAUCAUUUAUUAGGUUUAGCAACAGGAGGUGAUUCUUUAGAAGUAGCAAAAACAACUAUGCAAUGUGUGAUGUGUAACAAAAAUACCCUGGAUUAUAAUUCAGAUUCUACUACAGAGCAAACUGAAGAAAGUGCCGAUGAAUUAGAUCAUAGCAUUAAAAUAAUUGAAAAUUCUGUGAAACAGAUUGUGUUGAAUGAUAGAUGUGAUGCAAAAAUUGAGCCUGUUGUUGUGAAUGUAAAUGGUAAAAUAACUAUGGAGGAAUUUUGUGAUAAAAGUAGUUCAAAACACAACUCUGUGGAAGAUAAGUCCAAAUCUGCUUCAGUGAAAUCACAACUGGAAGAAAUAUGCAAGCCAUAUGUUGUUGAUUUAGGAGUACCAUAUUCUACGAAUAAUUCACCCAAAUAUAUUGAAACGAAUAUUGAUGCUCCUAAUGAUGAGAUUGUUUCAAUACCUCCUUCAAAUCGCAGGAAGAGUUCUGGAAACUCUUUGCCGUCUUUCGUGAUGCCCAAUACUCCUACAAGACAGAAAUUCACUUCCCCUAUUGCACGAAUUGAUAGUUUUCACAGUGAGGAUUUUGAUAAUAUUGACGAUAUGAAAAUAAAAUGUCAAUCAAAUUCGACAACUCCUGGUUCUGUAAAUACUCCCACUUUUCCUUGUUUUGCCUAUAAACUUCAGCUGCAUAAAAAGAAGAAUGCAAAAUUAAAGCCAUCUAAACAGAAAGAGGAGAAUCAGAUAUAUAUCAAUGAUGAAAAGAAUUUGUUGGAUCGAUUUUCAAGGAAUGAAAUUGAGCCAACCUGUUCAGAUCCAUUGUUAGUUGGAUCAGGAAGUGAUAAAAGUACAUCUGAUGAAAACUCUGAGAAACCUCUUCAUAGUAGUAAAGCCAAAAUCCAUCCUAUGGACAAAGAUGACAAGGACUCCACAAAAAGCUGCAAAUCUUUAAACAAAUCUAAAUGUACAGUUGAUUCUGAACCUAUCUGUAAUGAUAUACAGGUGAAAAAACAACAGAACUUAAUAGGAAAACCAUGCAACUCUCAACCUUCAGAUAAUAAGAAAACUUGUGUGAAAUAUUCUCCAUGGAAACAUGGAUUUGUACAGUUUUUGAAGAAGAAGAAACAAGGACAAAGACAAGGAAGCCAGAAUAACAAUGACUCUUUUCGCUCUAACAAUCAUACUCUCUUAAAAACUAACUUAUCUAAUCAUAAUGGUCAUGCUCGCUGUUCUUACAAAGCUCUACCUAACUCUGAUGACAAUGGUUUGGAAGCCGAGACUCAGUUCCAGACUAAAUCACUAGCUGUUCGUCCAGAUACUUUAGAAAUCCGAUCAUCACCUGUCCCAGGUCUUGCUCCAGCACAGCCAGCUACAAAAAUGUUUGAUUUUACUGUGUUAUCUACAGAAUCACCACAAGCAAACUCGUGCCUUCUUAGUUGGAAAGGAUGUCGUGACUGUACUGUAGGACAUGUACCGUCAGACGAGGAGGACAGUGAAUGUACUUUUCGUUUUGAACAGAGUGUUGAUGUAGCUAUCAAGACAAACAUGACAAUACAGAAUGUGCAGGAUGCAAAGACUUACACAGCUUACAAAUGCUCUCAUUCAUGACAGCACUUCUACAGUAUCAGGACGUUCAUAUGGAUUAUCUCCCUUUUAUGCGAUUAUCUCCCUUUGGAACAAGAUAGGCUGUGAUGCAACAUUGUCAUCUUCUAAUCAAACAUAUUUUUUUUCCAGUAAUAUACAUUUUCUCUAUAAUAGAACCAAGAUUGUUAGAUUGAAUUUUAUCAUAUUUUUUGCCUUGUUAAAUUGGUAUUAAUUAUUAAUGUGUAUACCUCUUCGUCAUUAUUAAUACUUUAGCAUUGUCUAUCCUGGAGUAUCAAACUUGAAAGAACUGUUGUUAUAAGCAGUUACUGUAGAAUGGUUUAUUUUUAAUGGUACAAAUUUUCAUUGAUUGAGAAAAAUUUGUUUGUGAAUACUUGAUCUCAUGGCUUUGACAAAUUUUAAAUUUUUGUGGAAUAUUUUAAUAAAUUGUUCACCUGUACCAACAUAAUCCUUAGAAAUAAUUAUCCAUGAUACUAAAAGAUGAUCCAUAGUAUAUACAUAUGAUUAAAGUAUCAAUCUUUUUAUAGUCUGUGUUUAAGUUUUUUUUGAAGAGUUUUUCCCCUUCUGCUAUCUUGUAAGAUGAACUUUGAUCAACAUAAUUGAAAUAAAAAUGGAACACUAUUUUGCACUGUACGUUUCAUAAAAUGAAUGUUAAUAUUAAAAUAGUAUGUAGAAAUAAUCAGUAUUUUUAGAAAAUAUUUUAUCCGUCCAACCAAAACAUUUCUGCUCAUUUGACCAAACUUUACUAAUUUGACUACUAACUGAACUCAUUCUCAAAAAUAAUUUAAUUAUCUAGUUGGGAUAAAGAAAUAGAAUCUAUUCUUUAAAUAAAUUAAUGAAAAACUUUCAAUAAGAUUUGAUCAUAGUGGUUUAUAAGAAAAAACAUUGCUACCUAUCAAGUCCAGUUUAAAUGCAUGAAGAAAUAGGGAAUUGAUUUUUAUUUCCACAAAAUUUUGUACUUUAUGAACAUAAGUUCUUUUACUGUAUUAUCUUACUGCAACCAUGACUAUCUUUUCAUGCAGACAACUGCAGAUAAUGCUUUUUUUUUAAUGAAAAAAUUUGUAAUAGUGAUGGAAUAACACACAAUUUUUCAAAAGGAGCUAGGAGCUAGAGAAGAAUAUUUGAGGCGUCAAAUGUUAUAAGAAAAAAGAUUGCUGGAUUUUCUUCUUGUUAUAGUAUUGAGAUAUCCUUCUGUAAUUAUUUCUUAGCUUUUUAGUGAUUAUUUUCUCAUCUAUGAUGCUUGGGUGCAUGAUAGUCUCAUUUGUUUUAAGGUCAAGUAGAGAAGUAAUUCAGUACCAUCUCAGGUUUAUUUGACAUCUUCUCUUCAUUCGAUGAUAUAGGAAUAUUUUGGGAAACAUAAAGCAGGGUUAACCCUGAUAUUAACAUGGAACGUUUCAUUAUACAUUAGUCUUCUAUAAAAGUGUGCAAACACUUGUCAGAUUUCACUGCAUAUAUAUAUUCUUUUUAACAGGAUUGAAAAAGACAUCAUUUCAUGUGUUUCUUCAUUAAAAACAACCAUGGGUAUUAAAAACUUGUUAAAUGUUUUUGAAUGUUUUCUUUAAUUAUUACUUCUAUUAGUAUGCCAAAAAAUAGAAUUUUGUAGAAUACCAUCAGUUACCUCACUUGACCUUGAAAAUGGUACCUCACUUGACCUUAAAAACUUUUUUUUGUAUCUAAAGAAGUUUGAAGUCAUUUUAAUUCACUAACAUUGGUAGACAUUUUAUGUUAUUGAAGAAAUUUUGUAGUAGACAUUAAUAAUUUUUCUUGCCAAGUUCAUUUUAAGUUUAUGCUUGCCUCAUGACUACAACACCAGUAUGUUUGUCUUCCAUGUAGAAGGUAACAAAGACAGUUUGAAGAUGAACAAAGAGUAUGACAAUUACAGUCCUUUAAAUUGGACAAUAUUCUUUAAGGGAAACUUGUUAUUGAUAGCAAUUGAUAAAUAUGCAAAUGAUAUAAUUACCUGCAAAACUUUUUACAAAAAUAUCUGAUAACAAAUAUCACUCAUAGAUCAAUAGAAUUUAAUUUAACUUGCAACAAGAAUUUAUCACAAGUUAUAUGAAUUGACAUGACACAUGAGUGAUUUUUGUUGUAAUAUUUUUUGUAAACAAAUGCUAUUGUUGUAAUUGUCAUAAAACAAACCAAUGUUUGGAGAUUGUUAUUUUAAGCGUUUGUACCAAUGUAUGUAAUUUUGUAUAUAAGGUAGAAUUUUCAACAUGCCAAUUUUUUCAGUGCUAAAAGUUCCAAAGAUAUCCAUUAUUCCUCCUUUUUUUAACAGUUUUUGCCCUAAGAAAGGGACAAUAUGUGUGACUGUGUUCCUUGUUUUUUCUUCUUUCAUUAUUAAAUGGGAAAACAAAAGUUGAGGUUAGAAGAACCAGUUUACAAUGCAAAACUGUAAUGAGUAGAAUAUUAGGCCAAAAUAUGUUCAUGUGUAUUUUUAUUUGGUGCACUUUUAUAAUGUUGUUUUUUAAGAAUUGUAUGUGAUUAGGCACAUUUGUGAUAUUUUUGUCUUAACCAAUAUGCCGAUUAACAAAAAAUGUCCUACUGCAUCAUGGGAGUUUUUAUGUUUAUUUGAAAUAUAUUUGAGAUAUUUAUAGCAUUCUAUUUAUAACUGUGAUCUUUUGAACCCAACUGAAAAUCCUAAUUUGCCCAAUCUUAACUUUACUCAUAUUAAUGUAUGGCAUCCCUAAAGUAACAAAACUUCAAACUUAACCAUGAAAAAUCGUAUGCUAUGGUAAUUCUAUUUAAAAGUCAUAUUAGAGAUGGUCUCGAAAAGGAUUGGAUUGAAUAGCAUGCACUUCAGUUGAACAACUAGUCCAGCAGACAUAACUUAUCUAUUUUUUUUGUCACACUUAACUCCUGUUUUUCAAUGAUGACUAUUACAACAUUGCAAGAUAAUAUCAUUGUAAUAGGAAAGAAAGAAUUGAAUGUAUUAUCACAUGCCAUAUAACCACUACACCCACUUCACUUCAUAAGGCAAAGAAACAGUUCUUUUAUUGUUCUUCACAAAGUCACAUUGAAGCCUUCAACAUGGGGCAAAAGCAAGUUUAAAACUGUCCCAAGCACUUGUAAAAUAGAAAAUUUGCCACUCAGUCUUCAUCUGUGCAUUGAGGAUCACAGUUGCAGGGUAAUAUUAACAAACUAUAAAUAUUAUCAGGCGAAGAAAUCUACCAAAUAUUGGCACUAAUUGCCUGAAAUUCUUAAGCAAGCUUGCAACAUAAUAUACAACCAUAAUGCAUUAGGACCUUUUUAUUUUUAAUUGUUUUUUUUUGUUAUUGUUGAUAAUUGCGGGUAUAGAAAAAUUAUAGAAUUUUUGUUUUUAGUGUUUUUUGACAUUUCAUUAGUACUUUUCUUGAUGUAUAUUGUAUCACAACCAUUUUUACUACCAUUGUCUGAAUCAAGUAAUAACUGAAGCAACAAUCAUAUUUUUAAGAUAUAUAUUUGUGUUCAAUUCGAAAGUCAAGCCACAGAAAUUAAAACCCAAUAUUUGUCUUCAUAGAAUAGACAAACUAUAAAGGUACCGUAGGUCUGAAACAUUCCAAACUUAAGACCCAGGAUAGAUUUGUGACUUUUUAUGUAAAAGAAGAUAAAGUUACACCUUUCAUCUCAAUGUAUUCUCUGAGCUUGCAAGAAAUACAAGAAACCAACUAAUUUUUACGACUUUUGCAAUUUCAAUAAUAGCGCUAAUAUCAAUAGUCUCUAAAAUGUGAAACUUGGAUCACCACUUAUAUAGAUACUUAAAGAAAAUAAGAAAAUCAUGAAAGGGCUUAAUGCAAAAUAAAGUAUCCCGGAAAAUGAUUUGGUUUACAUAUUUUGAGCAUGAAAACCGCAAAAAUUACACACUUGUUAAUUUUCCAUUUGUUUUCAACACUUUUACACAUUGGUUUUGACUACCAAAUAAGUUUUGAUGGGGUAUUCAAUUUUUAUAUUUAUAACUUGAAUAACAUCCACUAGCACUUUGCUACUGUAUUUAUUUUUAUUUUUAAAAAAGAAAGUUAUAAAACAUCAAACAAUAAUAAGAAAAGACAAACAACACGAUUGAGGGAAAUUUAACAAACCUAUUUAGUGCUUUUUUAUAUAAAACCAUAAUUUGAUAAAUAUUCUUUAAUACACCAUUGAAGAACUGUGCCAGACCGUCAGCGAUAUUCAUGAUUGUUUUGUAAAAAAUACUCGCCAUUUACUGACAUCCUGUUUUUAGAAAAUUUAUUUUAUAUGGUAAAGAGAUUUUGAUUUGUCAAAUUUGAGGAAAAAAAUAUUCAAGUAGUCAUCACCUGCUUUGUAUUAUAUCCAGUGAUUUAAUAAUUAAGGUUUGACAGCCAUCGAACCCUUAUUCUUGAAAAGCCAUUGUUUUCUUAUUUACAUUCAAAUAUGGUAUAGUAUUUCAAUAUUUGUCUGCAAUAUAUAAGCUACGGUUUCUGGUGUCAAUCUCCAACAAUUUAAUGAAUUGUUGUCACCAAAUACCAAUAUACAGUACAGUGUUUGUCUGUUAGAUAUACUUGGAAUGGGAUGAUAUUUUUUUUUUCAUUUAAAAGUAAUUGUCUGGUAUUAUGUAAAAUAGUUUGUAUAAUGUGGAAUAAGAGAUAUUGAUAAACCUUUCUUUGAAGCACAAUACUAAAGCAGAAACCAAGAAUUUUUAUUUCAUUAGUAUGUUGUUUUGUUUAUUACACAUUCUAAGUCUAAAACAUUUGUAAGACUUUUAUCUGAAAAUGUAUUUAAGAUGUAUUAUAAGUUAUGAAUUCCCUCUAAUACAGUUUGGUUUAAUUUAUAAUCGCUAUGAAAUAAUAUUUGUCAUUUUGAGACAGUUCUGAACUUACAGUGAUGUGUAAGCUUACACCCCAUAACUUGACAAGUUUCUUAAUUUUUUUGUAACUUGGAUUGUUUUGAUUUAUAAACUGAGUGUAUGGUUAACCUGAAUUGAGACUGAUACUAUAAUAAGCUAUGAUUGCCAAAAAGUCAAAUGCUAAACUGACUUGCUUAACUUCUGAGACUUCUGAAAUUGUAUUGAGCAAAUAUAUUGCAGUUUAAUGAAAACAGAAUUAACUGAUAGUUGUUGUUCCACAUACAAAUUUACAAACCUUGAAAUUUACAGCACUGUGGUUCAGAUGCUGCUUUGGCAAAGUGUAGUGAUUCUUUCUGAAGCUUUGUUUAAAAGAAAUGACAGCUUAAAUUGUCUAGAGACAUUUGACUGUAUCAGACAUCAGAGUUUGACUAUAUCAAACAGGUUUCUGAACAUAGUUAUCUUUUCUUGUAUCCUGGUGUCUGUUGCAUACAGCCAUUUAUAUUGGUUCUAAUUUGUGAUGAUAUAUUGUAUCAUAUUAUAUAUAUAGACAUAACAGUGAUACAAGUUUAUAUAUGAUGAACCAAAUAUGUAUUUACCAACAUAACUUGUUGGUCUUUCUUUUAUCAUCAGUGUUUUUGUUAUUGCAGAUUAAAUGAAGUCAAUAUUUUAUAAAUUACACAAAAACAAAAGAGGAUCUACAAUGAGCUAUAUACUUGUAUUAACAUUCCUUAAUUGUGUGUGUGAGUGUCACAUGUGUAUUUAAAUGUGUAUGUGUGUGAAUUUUUUGUUUUUUGUUAAUUUGUUGAAUUUUUGUUGAAAACUGAGAAUUGUGAUUUUUACACGUUUUCAUGUUUUUUUUUUAUUGUAAUUCUUCCACAAAACCAUUUUCCUUGUUAAAAGGAAGGGUAAUUUAUUAUGUGAUGAAUUUGUUGUUGAAUUUUAAAUAUAUGAUAAGUUAUCAUGAUAUUGUAGAAAAUAUAACCAUAAUAAAUGAGAUUUCUUCACUUACAA